Catharus ustulatus (Swainson's thrush) is the source of this 3945-nucleotide messenger RNA. RefSeq names its product ELOVL fatty acid elongase 2 (gene ELOVL2). Gene Ontology annotation, cellular component: endoplasmic reticulum membrane; endoplasmic reticulum. NCBI's taxonomy places the organism in Eukaryota, Metazoa, Chordata, Aves, Passeriformes, Turdidae. The transcript has 8 exons. The record is from RefSeq and is a predicted model, not a curated record. Bases 90 to 983 code for a protein of 297 amino acids. Gene Ontology annotation, molecular function: fatty acid elongase activity. Gene Ontology annotation, biological process: sphingolipid biosynthetic process; fatty acid elongation, monounsaturated fatty acid; fatty acid elongation, polyunsaturated fatty acid.
CGGGGCCGGGCGGAGGCGGUGCCUUAAAGGGCAGAGCCGCGCCGAGCCCGGCGAUACCCUGGACAGCGCCUGGCCGCCGCUCCGCCGCCAUGGAGACCCUGAAAGCUUUUGACCGGGAAGUAAAUGAAUUUGUGGACUAUAUGUUUGGACCUCGAGAUGCCAGGGUUAGAGGAUGGUUCCUUUUGGACUCUUACCUUCCCACGUUUUUCCUUACUGGAGCAUAUCUACUCUGCAUAUGGCUGGGCAACAAGUUCAUGAAGAACAGGCCUCCUUUCUCUCUCAGGCCUCACCUCAUCGUGUAUAACCUGGGCAUCACACUGCUCUCCUUCUACAUGCUCAUAGAGCUCAUCCUUGCCACAUGGGAAGGCGGCUACAACUUGCAGUGCCAGAACCUCCACAGCGCAGGGGAGGCUGAUAUCCGGGUAGCCAAGGUGCUGUGGUGGUAUUAUUUUUCCAAAGUAAUUGAAUUCAUGGACACUAUCUUCUUUGUACUGAGAAAGAAAAGCAGCCAGAUCACCUUCCUUCAUGUGUAUCACCAUGCCACUAUGUUUAACAUUUGGUGGUGUGUUCUGAACUGGAUACCUUGUGGGCAGAGUUUCUUUGGACCCACUUUGAAUAGCUUUAUCCACGUGCUUAUGUAUUCUUACUAUGGACUGUCAGUUAUCCCUUCUAUGCGCAAAUAUCUGUGGUGGAAGAAAUACCUCACUCAGGCACAGCUGAUCCAGUUUCUGCUCACUAUUGUGCACACACUCAGUGCCGCUGUAAAGCCAUGUGGAUUCCCAUUUGGCUGCCUCAUGUUCCAGUCCUCCUACAUGGCCACACUGGUCAUCCUCUUCAUCAACUUCUACAUUAAGACGUACCGGAAAGCACCUUCAAGAACAGCUGUAAAGGAAACCCCUGUCACAACUGAAAUCAAGAAUGGUUUCCAUAAGGACUACUUUGCUGCUGCCAAUGGAUUGCAGAAUAAUAAGAAGGCACAAUAAGUAUAGUGUUUCAUAUGGUUUUUUUUCUAAAGAGAAAAAGAAGAAAAAAAAGACUGAAUUACAAGCUUUAGCUUAAAACCUAUUUGAUUACAUUUAUCAGUUCUUUGUACCAGACACUUAUUAAUGUACCUCUCUAUUUAGGUUUUAACAAAAUGAGUAGAAAUUACUUGUCAAAGAUCACCAUUGGAACAAAGAAAGCCAAGAUCUUUCUCAUGAAAAAGAAAACUUUUCUGAUCUCUAAUGCUGACACAAAAACGCCUUAUGAAACACUUGAUGGAUAAAGCCAUCAAUGCCUUCAAAAGGUUAGGACUCUGUUCAGACUAACACAGUGAGCACUUUCUGUGCAUGCGAGAGGUCUUGAGGCAAGGCUUCACAGUGCACCCAGUACAUCCAACUACAAUGUGGCUAAGGCCAGGAAAAUGGAGGAGGAGUGGGGGAAAGGUGAGAAUCGUACAUUUCCCAUCACCAUACGCCUCUUUUCUUCUUCUCAGCAAUUCCCCAAAGCACACUCCUUCCUCAUGGAUACCAGCAAGGUACCCUCUGAUCCUGUGGCAGCCCUGGGGAAGGACAUGACAGAGGGCAGAGCCCAGGUGCAUCAUCCCAUAGUUGGCAGGCAGUUGUGCACCAUGCUCACUUGCUUUACUCAAGUGCAACCUGAUUCAAAUGCCAGGAAGGUUGGCAGGAGCUUUGUGUUUCAGGGGGUUGGGCUGGUAGCCCCUGGCACUGCCCAGAAUGGCAUUCUGAAGACAGAGCAAAACAAGUCACUUGGGAUGUACUAAUUAAUAGGAGUUCUAGGUAAAUGGAUUUUGAAAGAAAUAGGGUCUUAGCACUUAAAGAAGAUAAAUCUGUUGAGUGUAAAUGUGUGUAAAAUUAAUCCUAUACAAACACUGCUAAUUCAAAGCAAACUGUCAUGCCACAUGUUAAUAGACUGGAAGAUGCAGAAAAUUUGGAAAAUUAGUUCAGCAAAGAGCAAAGUAGGUUAUACAGGAAUUUCUGUGGCAGGUGGACCUUACUCAAACUGGUCUCUGGCUAGAGAAACAGAUGGGACUGAGGCACAAUCCUCUGGAGGGGAAAUGAGGAGAUAUGUGCUGUCUGCAGGUGUAAGUCUAUCUCCCAACAGUCCAUCACCAUCUUUGUUGCUUCAGCUGAAGGCAUUUACUGCCACUUAAAUGGUUAGAAAUGACAAAUACCCAGGGUUAACUUUAUGGGUCUGCCCUCACGCUUUUCUCAUUUAGCCCACUUAAUUUCUUCUACUGAAAGUAGACACAGACUUUUUUCCUCACAGUGAAGUAGUUCUGAUCUCUUCCCUUCUCACAUAUAAAAUUCACUCAACAAAAACAACUUUUGGAGUCACUCUAACCCAGUAAGUCCCUUGGACUGAAGCAGUUCUGUAAAGGAAACCUGUCCUCUCACUCCUGUCACCUUGCAGAGUCCCAGAGCAGGAGGAGGACAAAACACACUUCCAGCCAGCAGAGAGGGCCCAGAUGUAGAGGAGGCUGUCCCACAUCCUGCUAUCCAAUUCUAUUCCACCUCCAGAGGGUCAGUUAUGCCCUCCAGAUAUCCCCAUUUAGAUGAUCUGCCCUUGGAGACUGCAGGCAUAAAGGCAGGAGGAAGGUUAGUCCCAGGGAGCAGCAGCAUGGACACAGGGCAGCCAGCCUCAGCAGGAGCAGCCUGAGAGACCACAGCCAUGAGGGCUCAUGGAUAGGAAGUAAAGGGGCUGAGGAAGUGGUGCAGUAGGCAAAGAAGAGAUGGGGUUGUCUAGCAAAAGCAAGAGGAGAGAAUGGCAUGAAGCAGGGUCCUGUGUCAGAGUUCUGCUUGACAGUGUGCUUGAAAGUCCCAUUGAAUGUCAUCUGUCUCCAGCCAGUUCCAGUUCCAUUGCAAUAGGGCCAAAACUUUUCUGCUCCAGCAGAAAACUGAAAUUCCCAAACUGCUACAGCAGAAGCAGUACCUCUUAGCAGCCUGACUGCUAAACUACAUAAUUGUGAACCAGGUAAUCAAAAUAAUUUCAAUAUUCAAACACUUUUACACCACCACACCAACCUAGACCUAACUGGUGCAUAUUCACAUUUGCUCCACUCUUCAUGAAGUUGUUCACAAAACCUCACCUAACAAAAGUCAGUGUUUUAUUGAACUAUGAAUAGGGGGAAAGCAGUAACCCAAAAGUGAAACCCAAAAAAAAAAAAAAAACAAACCAAAAAAAACCAACAAACAAAAAAACCAAGAACCCUGCAUCCACAAAGCCUGGACACUGUAUGCAUAUACUAUUUCUCACUGGCCCUUUCAGAACCUCUACAGGUAUUUCUGAUAAUACUGUAAAAAUCCCAAGAUGUAAGAAAUUAGUGGGUUUGGCUUAUGGUGCUUUGCAUAGCCCUGAGUAAAGACAGAGCUUCGGAGCUCUGUAGAAAUCAGCUUGAUAUUGGAAGCCAGGGUAAAAGCAGAGGAACUUGAAGGAGCUGACAGGAGAGUGAACAUGGCAAUGAGCUGGACCAUUCAUCUAAGGCAGGCAAAAAGGCUGUGUGGCCCAGCAUGGAUUUUAGGCCGAGUGGAGUCCAUAAUCUUUUGAUGGCAAAGCAUGCAUUUGACUAUCAAGGUGGAAAGCGUCAGCUGUGCUAAGUGUUAAAGUUUACUAUGGCAAUCAAACCCACAGAUAUCUUUUGUUUUGUUGAAAUCUCAUUCAAAAGAAAAGGAAAUAAAUAAAUGCCUUACUUGAAAUUCAAAGGGCUGGGGAAAAAAAAAUAAAAAUAAAAAUAAAAAAAAAAAAAAGAAGGAAAAAAACCAGAGAUGGUCUCAGACCUUGCAGAUCCAGAUCAGCCAGGAAGGCUGGAAUCAGGUAUGUUUAAAAUUCUUCAGAUACAUCUUAACAUCUUCAAAAUGCUGCAACUUUGAAGAAAGAGAAGCAUUGACUUUUUAAACUGAUUUUCCUGUAAUACAUAACACUGUAAAUAAACAAAUUUUACUAUCA